Paecilomyces variotii is the source of this 521-nucleotide messenger RNA. RefSeq lists its product as hypothetical. The transcript has 2 exons. Bases 213 to 521 code for a protein of 102 amino acids. Lineage: Eukaryota; Fungi; Ascomycota; Eurotiomycetes; Eurotiales; Thermoascaceae. The record is from RefSeq and is a predicted model, not a curated record.
GUUGUGUUCCCGCCUAGCGUCAUCUUCACCGCCAAUUACUGCUGGUCAGAUGGAUCGGAUAAGCAACUCGCCCCCUGAAGCGAAAACUGCACUGGCUGUGGUCGUGAUACAAAGUCGCACUGGGCGUUGCAGCACGCUCUCUAGAGUUGCUCUAGAGUUGCUCUAGCGGCCAGCUCAGCAGCCAUCCUGCUCCUUCAUUGUCCCCUGUCCAAAUGAACGCUCCGCCGCUCGGGGAAUUGAUUGGUCUCCCUCAGCUCGCUUGCUUUUUGAUGACUUCGAUGCUAGCGUCGUCUCUUUCUGCUCUCUCACUGCUCAUCCGACAAUCCCUUCUCCAAACGUGUACAACGGUAAUCCCGGCAGCCCUUCUAAACAAGUCCCAGAAUCCAGACUCCAGACCCAUCACAGUCAUGGAUCCAGUAGCUACUAUUUCCGGAAAUGAGAAGUCCGGACUCCUCGAUAUUAAUCUAAAUGCGGAUGAUGGAAAAUACGGGGUAACGUUGGAAGGGAAAAACGGUAGAUAG